UCAAUGUUUAAACAGUUAAGUGAAUUCUAUUUGAAAAUGAGCCUGUGUCUUUGUCGUUUUCCGCGGAUAAGGGGUAGACAGGGCUGACGCACACAAACACCCUUAGUGACAUUAUAUUAUCGGGUCUUGCUCCAGCUCGGGGAGCUGGAGAGUGACGCAUGACGCACUGGGGAGGCGCGGCAAUCUUCCCCCAUAAAUUCCCAACCUGCUCCCACUCUGGCUUCAGACAGACACUGAGGUUAUAUCCCUCACCUAUAGGAUUUUAAACCAUCUCUUGCUGCAGCAGCGUCGACCUCUGGGUGCAUCCGCUGCAAGUAUGAUUAAGAAAAUGUCACCAUCCGAGAAUGAGUUCGACAUCCCGGCCAAGAAUUGCCACAGGAUGGUGAUUCUGGGCUCCACUAAAGUUGGGAAGACGGCCAUCAUCUCUCGGUUUCUCAGCGAGAGGUUUGACGACCAGUACACGCCUACUAUUGAGGACUUUCAUAGGAAAUUCUACAGCAUCAGGGGAGACGUUUACCAGCUGGACAUUUUGGACACGUCUGGGAAUCAUCCCUUCCCUGCAAUGAGAAGGCUGUCAAUUCUUACCGGUGAUGUGUUCAUCUUGGUAUUUAGUCUGGACAACAGAGACUCCUUUCAGGAGGUGCAGCGUCUGAAGCGCCAGAUCUAUGAAACCAAGUCCUGUCUGCGAAACAAAACCAAGGAGAACGUGGACGUCCCGCUGGUCAUCUGCGGCAACAAGUGUGACAGGGACUUUUAUCGUGAGGUGCAGGAGGACGAGAUCGAGCAGCUGGUUGCUGGAGACGAACACUGCGCUUACUUUGAAAUCUCAGCAAAGAAGAACACCAACGUGGACCAAAUGUUUCAGACUCUUUUUACCAUGGCCAAGCUGCCGAACGAAAUGAGCCCCGACCGGCACUGCAAAGUUUCCCUGCAGUACUGCGAGCUUCUUCACAGAAAGUCCCUCCGAAACAAGAAGUGCAAAGAUGGGAACGCAUACGGGAUUGUGGCGCCGUUUGCGCGGAGACCCAGUGUGCACAGUGACUUGAUGUACAUAAAGGAGAAAGCUAUUGGAGGCAGCCAGACCAAAGAGAGAGGCUGCAUCAUCUGCUGACACUUUCGUUGCCUGUCUGCAAGAGACUUUCUUUAAGACUUUCCAGACCCUGAUGAGGCCAAUCACAUGUGCCCAAAUACUGUAGCCUUCGCGCCCUGAGGCGAUUCUGCGCUGAGACGCAUGGGGCAGGUGGCCUUUUGGUCCCUGUGUAGUGAAAAUGUUGUAAAAUCUGCCUCUUUAGCUGACCGAGAAUGGGAAAAUGUUUACAUUCAGCAGUUUUGGGUUUUUUUUUCAAAACUUGGUGGAACUUGAAUAUUUGUUGCAUUAUGAACAAAUCUGACUCUGAAUGUGUAUUUAUUAUGUCUAUGUCAACUUUUUCAGAAAACAGAAAAUAAAACAUUACUUUCAUAGUCUUGUCUU
Molecule: messenger RNA, 1471 nt
Organism: Scatophagus argus
Lineage: Eukaryota; Metazoa; Chordata; Actinopteri; Scatophagidae
Product: dexamethasone-induced Ras-related protein 1-like
Exons: 2
Coding region: 317-1111 (264 amino acids)
Molecular function (GO): GTP binding; GTPase activity
Source: RefSeq, a predicted model, not a curated record